Messenger RNA from Brassica oleracea var. oleracea, 396 nucleotides. RefSeq names its product glutamic acid-rich protein-like. The coding region runs from base 1 to 396 and encodes 131 amino acids. The transcript has 2 exons. Lineage: Eukaryota; Viridiplantae; Streptophyta; Magnoliopsida; Brassicales; Brassicaceae. The record is from RefSeq and is a predicted model, not a curated record.
AUGGAUUUAGGUCCGUUAGAAGACAUGGAUGUGCAGAUGGCUCCUGAUAUUCCUCCUAUUCAUGUUACAAAUGAUAGACAAGUUCGGAACUUGAUCGCGAUAAGUAAAGCGCAUGUUGUACAUUUUUGUCUAUCAAGCCGAGGCAAGACGAGGAUUGUUGGUGAUGCCAACAUUAAUGGAAACCAAGAUGGUGAAGAUGUUGAUGAAGUUUCAGAUGAAGAGGAAGAAGAAGAAGAAGAUUAUGAAGAUGUUAAUGAAGUUAAAAAUGAAGGGGAGGAGGAUGCUAAUUUCUCCGAUACUGCUGAAGUAGAUGAUGAGUUUGCAGAUUACAGUGUGUAUGGCAAAUUUAAAGAUGAGGAUGACGAUGAGGAAGAGGCAGAUGAUAUUAGUUUUUAG